AUAUCGUCAGUGAAGUUCUAACAGUGCGUAAGUCAUUUUGUGAGUGUUUAGAGAUUUGAAUGUCAUUGGAUAAAGCAUAGUGGCGCGCGUCGUGUCGACCAUUCAAAACACGAUAACUGACCAAUCACAACGCGUUAUUUGAAAAAUAGUUACAUUGCGUAUCUCAGUUGGUGGUGCCAACACUGCGUAUGUCAGCCAUUCACGUACAAAUUCGUCGUGCAUCAAGUUCUCCGAUGUUGUGAUUUCGAUUUAAGGUGUUUGUCUACACACAAGAUGGAUUAUCUAUCAAGUGAUGGCGAGGAACUUGAUGAUGAAAUGUUGAUUCUUUGCAGCGACUUAAAGAUACAAGUUCCAAUGAAAAAACAGAAGAUAUUACCGGUAACAUUGACUGACUUAGAAAAUAUCGAUAUUAAUAACUUACCAAUAGAAAUAGUGUCCGAGCCUCCAUCUCCGCCUUUGCUGGACCUAUUGAGCCCUCAAAACAUUCAGGAUGCCAUACCUCUUUCUCCAUCUGAACAAGUUACCACAAUACAUUUGCAGCCAAGUGAAGAAUUGCAGCCUCUGCCCUCCCCUGUUGCGAUUUCACCGCCAUUAGAAGCGACAAAACCACCUGAAAAUGACAUUGAAGGAACAUUCCUACCUUCAGCUCCAUCAACCUUGGAGCAGCUACCGUCUGACAGUGAGAUGGAACAUAUAAAUUCUAAUAGAAAAAGGAAAUCGAAGGGAUUCGCACAACCUAAAAAAUGGAAUAAAAACACAACAAAACUGAAACGUAUGCUAGGUGAAGAAUAUGUGGGGUACCGUAGGGACAGGAAAGUUACAGGGCAAGAGAAAUUUCAAGUACUCCAUGAUGUGCAACGUCCAGCACGUUCAAUUGGUUCACGUUGCACUUCUUUGUUUUGUUCGAAGUCUAAGUUACGUGGCUGUUCUAGCUUGUCUGACAUCGAAAGAGAGAACAUAUUUGGCAAGUUCUGGAAAAGCAUGACUUGGGAGCAACGGAAACAGUAUGUUGUAUCUCACGUCUCCGUUUGUGAAAAAAAGCAAAUAAAAGUAAAAUCGAAUUCUCGUAGAAGUGGGAGUAAACAGUACUUUCUCAGUACAUCAGAGGGACGUACCCAAGUUUGUCUGAAGACCUUUUUGAACACUCUGGGUUUGAAAGAGUCGACUAUUAGGUGCUGGGUCGAUAGAUCUGAACAUGGCAUUGCUGAAACAACACCACGACCAAACGACAACAAUGAUGAACGCGUUAUUAAGAAAGAAGACAUGACAUUCCUCAAACAGUUCUUCGCUUCGUUACCAAAAAUGCCCUCGCACUAUUGCAGGGCAUCUACAUCAAAACAGUAUUUAGAGCCGAUUGUUGAAAACAAGAACUGUCUCUUUAGGUUGUACAUCCAAGAGUGCGAAAAAGAGUCUAAAAGUCCACUUAGUCGCUGGACUAUGUGCAGAGUUUUUGAUGAGUUGAAUCUAAGCCUGUUCUCGCCUAAAAAAGAUCAGUGCGAUACUUGCUGUUCGUACAAGGUAGGCAACAUAGCAGAGGAAGAAUAUAGAUCACAUAUUAAGAAAAAAGAUAUGGCAAGAAGCGAGAAAGUGAGAGAUAAAGAAAGGGCUCGUCAAUUGGAUGACGUACAUGUUUUUACACAAGAUUUACAGGCCGUAAAGUUAUGUCCACAACUUCAAGCCAGUGCUUUAUACUUUAAAACUAAACUAUGUGUGCAUAAUUUUACGAUGUACAAUCUUGCCAACAAAGAAGUUACCUGCUACUGGUUUGACGAGAGUAACGCUGGUUUGACUGCUUCUGUGUUUAUAUCAUGCAUCAUAGACUGUUUCAAAAAAACACUACAGAAGAAAUGCAUGCCAAUCAUUUUAUAUUCUGAUGGUUGUACGGCGCAAAAUCGGAAUGUUUAUCUAUCAAAUGCUCUGCUGCAACUAUCCAUGGAAAAAAACAUCAUUAUCGAACAAAAAUUUUUGGAGAAAGGUCACACACAAAUGGAGUGUGAUGCGGUUCAUAGUUCAAUCGAGCAAAAAUUAAAAAACCAGGAGAUCUUUUUACCAAGUCAAUUUGCGACGUUGUCAAAACAAGCUCGACCGCAAAAACCUUAUUUAGUAGAAUACUUAGACUACAGUUUUUUUGAUGAUUUCUCAGACAAGAAUUCGUUCAUGUAUGACUCCAUACGGCCUGGUCGCUCCGUCAAUGAUCCUACAGUAACGGAUAUACGAGCACUGCAGUAUAAUCCAAGUGGAGUCAUCAAAUAUAAAUUGAACUUUGAGGAAGAUUAUCAGGAUCUGCCACGCAGAAUUCGACGCAGAGUAGUAAUGCCCGAAACUUUACCCCCUAGACCAAAACUCUACCAAAGUCGCAUCAAAAUAUCAGUAACUAAAUGGAAACAUUUACAGGAGUUAAAGACUGUUAUUCCUUCUGAUUGUCACGGGUACUAUGAUUCCCUACCCUAUUGAUCUCUUAAAAGUCUGAUUAUAGUUAAGAAGUUGAUUCGUUUUAAGCAAAACCAUUUUUUAUAAUACAAAAUAUUUUAAAUUUUUUAUAAAAUAAAGUUUUAACACUUUCAAGUUUUAACAAUUUUAUUUUAUUUGCCUUCUCCAAAUUAUCUCCUUUAACUAUGUUACUAAGAUGAAACAUGGCGUAAGUCAGUGGCAACUACUGGCAACACUGCGGAAUUCACCAAAUUACUUCAAUAGAAAAGAUUAUUACAAUUUUCACGAGUUCAAAUCAUCACAAAGUUCAUUUGAAUUAAUAAUUAAACACAAUACGGCCAUAAGCGUAAGUUACAUGCAUUUUAAACAGUUUUUUCACUCUCCUGUAAAGUAGCCAUUUAUGACUUUCGUACUGUUAGAACUUCACUGACGAUAUACA
Messenger RNA from Spodoptera exigua (beet armyworm), 2869 nucleotides. The record is from the annotation of a GenBank genome assembly. Lineage: Eukaryota; Metazoa; Arthropoda; Insecta; Lepidoptera; Noctuidae.